CCGGGCUGGCCGGCUCUGCCGGACAAUCGCGCUGAUGGCGGCGCUGGCGGCAGUGGCCAAGAAGGUAUGGAGCGCGCGGCGGCUGCUGGUGCUGCUGUUCACGCCGCUCGUGCUGCUGCCGGUGGUCUUCGCCCUCCCGCCCAAGGAAGGCCGCUGCCUGUUUGUCAUCCUGCUCAUGGUGGUGUACUGGUGCGUGGAGGCCCUGCCCCUCUCGGUGACAGCCCUGCUGCCCAUCAUCUUCUUCCCCUUCAUGGGCAUCCUGCCCUCCAACAAGGUCUGCUCCCAGUACUUCCUGGACACCAACUUCCUCUUCCUCAGUGGGCUGAUCAUGGCCAGUGCUAUCGAGGAGUGGAAUCUGCACCGGAGAAUCGCCCUCAAGGUCCUGAUGUUUGUUGGGAUCCAGCCAGCCAGACUCAUCCUGGGGAUGAUGGUGACCACCUCCUUCCUGUCCAUGUGGCUGAGUAACACUGCCUCCACCGCCAUGAUGCUGCCCAUUGCCAACGCCAUCCUCAAGAGUCUCUUUGGCCAGAAAGAGGCUCGCAAAGAGCUCACCAGGGAGAGUGACGAGAAUGCAGCUGCUGCACAGAGAAACGGCCUGCACACCGUGCCCACGGAGAUGCCAUUUUUUGCCAGCACAGAAGACAAAGACUGCCCUGAUGAAGUGGAGGCACCUCUGGAUGUGCAGACCGACUCCAAGAAGGAGGAGGACUACCGCAGGAACAUCUGGAAAGGCUUCCUUAUCUCCAUCCCAUACUCAGCCAGCAUCGGGGGCACUGCCACCCUCACGGGCACGCUCCCCAACCUCAUCCUGCUUGGCCAGCUCAAGAGUUUCUUCCCACAGUGCGACUUGGUGAACUUUGGCUCCUGGUUCAUUUUCGCCUUUCCACUCAUGCUGCUGUUCCUGUUGGUGGGCUGGCUUUGGAUCUCCUUCCUGUAUGGGGGAAUAACCGUGAGGGGCUGGAGGAAGAAGAAGUCUGAGUUCAAGGCUGGUGCAGAAGACAGGGCUCGAGCCAUGAUUUGGCAGGAAUUCCAGAAUCUAGGGCCCAUCAAGUUCGCCGAGCAGGCCGUCUUCAUCCUUUUCUGCAUGUUCGCCAUUCUCCUCUUCACCCGGGACCCGAAGUUCAUCCCUGGCUGGGCCAGCUUCUUCACCCCCGGGUAUCUCUCCGAUGCUGUCACUGGUGUGUCCAUUGUCACCAUCUUGUUCUUCUUCCCGUCCCAAAGGCCAUCUCUCAAGUGGUGGUUUGACUUCAAAGCUCCCAACAUGGAGACGGAGCCCUUACUGACGUGGAAGAAGGCCCAGGAGACAGUGCCUUGGAGCAUCAUCCUCCUCCUGGGUGGGGGCUUCGCCAUGGCCAAAGGCUGUGAGGAGUCGGGGCUGUCGGCGUGGAUCGGCACGCAGCUACGCCCCCUGGAAAACGUGCCGCCCAUGCUGGCCGUCCUGCUCAUCACCGUGGUCAUCGCCUUCUUCACGGAGUUCGCCAGCAACACCGCAGCCACCAUCAUCUUCCUGCCCGUGCUGGCCGAGCUGGCCAUCCGCCUGCGAGUGAACCCCCUGUACGUGAUGAUUCCCGGCACAGUCGGCUGCUCCUACGCCUUCAUGCUCCCAGUCUCGACGCCCCCCAACUCAAUCGCCUUCGCCUCUGGACACUUAAUGGUCAAGGACAUGGUACGGACGGGAUUCCUGAUGAACUUGAUGGGCGUCCUGCUGCUCAACUUGGCCAUAAAUACCUGGGCACAGACCAUCUUCCAGCUGGGCACCUUUCCAGUCUGGGCCAACAUCCACUUAGCCAAUGUCACGGCGCUACCACCCACCUUGAUCAACAGCACACUUCGGACUCUCUGA
This is a messenger RNA of Orycteropus afer afer, 1843 nucleotides long. RefSeq names its product solute carrier family 13 member 3 (gene SLC13A3). Gene Ontology annotation, biological process: monoatomic anion transmembrane transport; citrate transport. Lineage: Eukaryota; Metazoa; Chordata; Mammalia; Tubulidentata; Orycteropodidae. Gene Ontology annotation, molecular function: sodium:dicarboxylate symporter activity; citrate transmembrane transporter activity; succinate transmembrane transporter activity. The record is from RefSeq and is a predicted model, not a curated record. Gene Ontology annotation, cellular component: membrane.